Messenger RNA from Rubroshorea leprosula, 732 nucleotides. The record is from the annotation of a GenBank genome assembly. Lineage: Eukaryota; Viridiplantae; Streptophyta; Magnoliopsida; Malvales; Dipterocarpaceae.
ACUCCACCAAGGAAGAUGACCGCUCUUACCAUCUCAUUCGUUUCCAUCAACAAUCCUCAAAGCAAGCUCGUUCAUGGUUCUUUGAGGUCAGUGGAUCAAUGUCUUUUCAGCACAAAUGCAAAACCCAGUCCGUGUAGAAAGUCACUUGCUAUUCGAGCAGGUAGGGAUGGUGGAAGAGAGGGUAAUGCAGGUCUCUUCAUUGGUGGCUUUAUAUUGGGAGGACUAGUUGCUGGAACAUUGGGCUGUGUGUAUGCUCCCAAGAUUAGCAAGGUACUAGCAGGAGUUGACAGAAAAGAUUUGAUGAAAAAGCUGCCAAAAUUUAUAUAUGAUGAAGAAAAGGCUUUGGAGAAAAACCGCCAAAUGCUGGAAGAUAAGAUUGCGCAGCUCAAUUUUGCCAUAGACGAUGUUUCUGCUCAGCUGCAUGCAACUGAUGCCAGAAGUUAAGAUGCUGUCAGUCCUGUGAAAUUGAAGCUUUUACAUUACAAAAACUAGUUAACUGUGACUUGAACUAGAAAAUAAGGUUCAAUUCCACCUUUUCCUGUAAGAUCUUCAAGUGGAUGAUAGGCUUCUUUCCUUCCCUAAAGACAUUUUACAUUUUUACUUUAUUCAUGAAAACUAGAGAGCAUAUAUUGCUUUUACACUUUGGGGGACAGAGCAGGAUGCAUUUACUGACAGAAAACGAGAGAGCAUACGUCGACCCUUUUCUCACUUGCCAAAGUCAACUCAUGAUGU